Molecule: messenger RNA, 3315 nt
Organism: Neurospora hispaniola
Lineage: Eukaryota; Fungi; Ascomycota; Sordariomycetes; Sordariales; Sordariaceae
Exons: 3
Coding region: 154-2988 (944 amino acids)
Source: RefSeq, a predicted model, not a curated record
GAGAUCUCUACGCCAAGGUCACCAGUGGCGCAAACGCCAUUAUCACCACGCUCGCCCCUAGAUGCUAACAAACCGCUCCCAUCGCCGCCUCCACCUGGCAGUGAAUGGAGGCUGGACCGUCCAACAAGACCGGUAUUGAGACUUGCCCGCAUCAUGGCUACCCUGUCCGACUCCGACAUAGAGAAGCUCUUCUCGGGAGCUCCUCAGUAUUUUGACCGAGCCGAAGGCCACUAUACUGGCGCUCCGCAUCCGUCAGUCGCGUUCCCAUGGGACGAGGAGCUCGGAAUUCGGGACUUGACCGACCACACCCAGAUCGAGGAUCGCGCUUGGACCUGUGCCUCAGCAUGGCCGCACAUCACCCGUGAUGUCCAGCCAGAUAGGUCCACGGCGCAACGGGCCUCGGAGAAGAAACGUUGUGCGCAUUUCUAUCCCCGCUGUCGCGAGCGGCCCAGCAUGCUGAGCAUGGGCGGACUUGAAAAGGGGAGCAUGGGUUUCCAAGCGGCUUUGGAACUCAAUGUCGCCGAUGCGCUGAAGGAGGAUCAAUGGGGCUUCGAGAGCCUCGCGUCCAGGCCUCAUGCCAUCGUUGAGGCACGGCAAAGAAUGCUCACCUCCAGGGAUCGCCUCCGCCAUAUGGACGAAACCUUGAUUUUCGAACAGCUGAUCAAGAACGGCAAGCGCUACAGUGAGCAGCACCCGCACCAGCUUCGGCUCUCGAGCGAACUAUACAACGAGUUGUUCCUCCAUAUCCUUCACCCCCCAACCAAGGUGAUCGACCAUCGAGAUCCCUACAGCCUUUCGGUGCAAAUUGCUGCUUUGGUCAAGGUCCUCGCUGCUCCCAACGUUUGGAUCGAUUUCUCACUCGUUGAAUGGAGGAUUCGACUUGGACAGUUGCUCUGGGGCACCCCUGACGAAGACCAAGGCGAUGACGGCGCAUCAAUCAAGACGGCUGAUUCAGUGAGUGAAGUUACUGAGGAGAGAUAUUGGCUUCUCCUCCAAAUCCUACUCGCUUGUGAGCUUCUCGUACGGCUCGACGCUAUUACGGAGGGCGACGAACUUGGCAUCGAGAGCAUUAACCCUGCUGAGAUCCACAAGUUCGAGAAAGACGCCAACACGACUGUCAAAUGGUCGUUGCACCUGGCCCGAGCAUGGUUGGAGAAUAUUGAAAUAGUCAAGACAGACCCGCCUAGUCCAGAACAGGAAAAGCCAAUAGGCUGGUUGGCAACUCUGACGAAGCGUAUGUCUAUUGCCCGCGAUCAUGGCAUUCACCAUCACAAAGACCAUCAUGGCCCCGUAUAUGCCAUUAGAGGACGGCAUGUCGAGCGCCAGGUCCAUGGUCUGCGGCAUUUUGCGACCAUGUUGCGCUGGCCAGACAUUGCCGUUUAUGGUUCCAAGAUUUCCGAGAACUGCCGGGCAGUCACUGAAGGAACUCAGCUCAACACCCCGCUUGCCAGCCCCUUGAGCAAAGCAGAGAGCCAUUUGUCCUCCUACUUUACUUUUCCUGGACAUGAUUCGCACAGGCCAGCAGCCCCAAAGCGGGAACCUUCGAGGCGCAGGAUGAUCUCUGCUGCGUUGCACUCGGCAGGUUGGCUGUCAAAGAGCUAUGUGUCUGGCCUGAUGCUACCUGGUGAUGGCAUCUGUCACUUUUUGAUGGCCACGCUGUUGGAAAACGAUCCAGAAGCUAUGGCAAGGCUUGGAACCAUGGCUAACCUCUGCGGUGGUUUCGUGUAUUCGGGCAAGAGUUUCUGGAGCACGUCUUGUAUCGUCGGCCGUGUCCUUGCGGCCGGUAAGGGUUCUGCCGAGUGUAUGGGUUGGGUCUCCAGCGAUAUCACUCCGCAGGGACUUGGAGAUGGUUGGGUCAAUGUUGAAGUUGAGGAACCUGCAGAGGACGCUCUUGGGAUCAAUCAGAAGGCUCGCAUUUGGGCAAAGAUGGCAGUUGAGAAAGACUCGAACGUCUUGGGAGACGCGGACCCCUCGUCGGUUCUCCCAGCUGACUUUAUCAUCCCAUUCGAAAACGUUUAUCGGGACAAGACACCGCCCACCCUCCUGAUCGAACUGGAUGCUCUGAAACUAUGGGCACCAGCUGAUUCGGUCCAAACCACUCCAGCUGAAGACAACGCGGCUACCCCCUUUUCGGAGCUCAGUCGCCCGGCGCAGAUUCGCACAUACCCUGCUGAGAUCUCUUUCACCGUGACGGACCUGGACACCUACAAGACCCACCAACAUACCUAUUCAUUAGCAAAGGAUGUCAACUUUGUGACUGCUCACCCAUGUGCCCCUUCUUCCCAUGUCAAGAUUCUCAGGUCACCAUCCAGCCCUACUAUCCAGCAAGUGGACCUAUCCGGGCGUGGCGCUGCUGGUAAGGCCGUAAGCGUCGUCGGCCACCCACUUCAUAAAUCUUACACAUACACCGCUCUGCAUCUAUCAGAGUUAAUGGCGAAGAAAGACUUCUCUCUCGAGGCGUUACUAGAUGACUACUCGUCCGCUGCUCACCGACCUAGUCUCACGCCUCCUUCCGCCAAGAGCGCAGCCAAGUUCCUGGUGAUUGACUGCAUCACCGGCUUCCAGGCGUUGCCGCAAGAACACGAGAUACCCUUAUCGCCGGCUGUUAGCAGAAAGGGGAGCUAUUCAUUCCCCACGCCCAGAAGGAGCAGCACCAACAACAGUACUAAUAAUAUCAAUUAUAAUAAUCACCCCUCCCCCGAUUCUUCUCCCAUCACCGCUCCGGAAGCCGAGUGUGCUAGUCCGACUACGCUCGACGGGGUCAAGGAAGGGGGAGGAGGAGGAGUAAAUAUGGAGAGUGCGUCGAAGAAGAUGCAUUCGGAGACACGGAGACGCCAAUUUGGUUCGGAUAUGGAGAUUCUCGUCAGAGCGUUUUGCGCGGAGAAGGGUUGGAAUGCCCUGAUUAGUCGAAGACGGAGGGGAUGUUUGGCUUGUGCGAUCCGUGAGGCGGGGGCAUUGGGGUGGAAAGUUAUCAUUAGGGUUGACUAAGUUUUGGGUCAUCCCCCAAAUUAUGAAAGAAAACAAGGAGAUAUACAACUGCUGUUCGGGACACAAGCGGAUGUGGUCUAGAAAAGGGGUUGGGUACUACCCAGAGUACGUGUCUGACGGAGCAAGUAACUGCUGGAAUUGUCCGGAGGCAAACACCACACUGAACGGAAUAUACUAAGGAAAGAAAACAAAUAGUUCGCGCCCACAGCAGCAAUAGGCUGUUUCUAGGGGCGUCUACUGUAAAAUGAAUGAAAUAUAGGCGACGAUAGUCAUAGCACACCUUGAAAGUAUUAAAAUAUGUAAACAUAGUAACCAAACUUGAAAACA